This is a messenger RNA of Cheilinus undulatus (humphead wrasse), 1770 nucleotides long. RefSeq names its product Ras association domain family member 1 (gene rassf1). The transcript is spliced from 7 exons. NCBI's taxonomy places the organism in Eukaryota, Metazoa, Chordata, Actinopteri, Labriformes, Labridae. Gene Ontology annotation, cellular component: nucleus; microtubule cytoskeleton. Gene Ontology annotation, biological process: Ras protein signal transduction. The coding region runs from base 232 to 1365 and encodes 377 amino acids. The record is from RefSeq and is a predicted model, not a curated record.
GUGUGUGCGUGCUUCAAGUGACACUUCUCUGUUCAUGCAAGCUAUAUACUGUGUUUCACUCUCUAAGCCUCUUCUUCCAGUGCCGGUGAGGAUUUGUACGAGAUCCUAAAGACGUGGACUACAAACCAACCUGAAGAGAGACUGAAUCAAAGCUCUGACCAAAACUCUGCGUAUUUCUUCAGAGACCGAUCUCAUCAAGGAUAUGUAGGUGAUCAUAACAUUUCCAGCUUGAUGCACAUAGAUACCAGCGCAUGGACAGCCAAAGCUCACGCGACAUGUCAGCGUGUGUUUGACAGGAUGUCUAAAUGUGAGCUGAUUGAGCUGAAGGACCUCAGUGUCAAUGAUUCCAUCGAGCUGGCUGCUCCUGCAGCCCGCAAGGCCCCAACUCCUGCAAACCCGGCUCAGAUGACUCACUUCCACGUCGUCCGCCUGGUCGGAGACAGUGUCAGCAUCGAGGCACCAACAGGGGAGGUUGGGGCGGGUCACGACUUCCAGCCGAACAGUUACACCCAUCUCACCUGGUGUGACCUGUGUGGAGAAUUCAUCUGGGGGCUUUAUAAGCAAAGCGUACGCUGCACAAACUGCAGUUAUACUUGUCACUAUCGCUGCCGGCCAUUCAUCCAGCUGGACUGCAGCACACAUGGACGUUCACUAACAGGCCAGGAAGACUAUUCUGUGGACUCUAUCGAGACUGACACAAAUGUGGAUGAGCAGAUCGAUUGGGCGAAGCAGGAGUUGUCUGUUAGUGAGAUUCAGCACAAGGUUAAAGAGUACAACGCACAGAUCAACAGCAAUCUCUACAUGGUGGUUAAUCAAGACGGGUCUUACACUGGAUUUAUCAAGGUCCACUUUCAGUUGGUCCGCCCCAUCUCCCUCCCUCCCCCUCAGAGCCUGGGCUCCACACAAGAUGAAGGUCAGCGGUGCGGACGGAUGAAAAGGCGGACUUCUUUCUACCUCCCCAAAGACACUGCCAAGCACCUGCAUAUAAGCUCCCAGACACGUGUGAGAGAAGUGAUCGAGGCGCUGCUCAACAAGUUCACCGUGGUGGACAACCCGGCCAAGUUUGCCCUGUUUGAACGCACUGAGAGACAAAGCCAAGUGUACAUGCGUAAACUGUCAGAUGAAGAGUGCCCACUCUACCUGCGCUUGUGUUCUGGUCCCAGUGAGAAAGUCUUGAGUCUGGUUUUGAAAGAAAAUGAGACAGGAGAAGUAAAUUGGGAUGCUUUCAGUUUUCCUGAGUUGUGCAACUUUCUGCGAAUCCUGCAGCGAGAGGAAGAGGAGCAUGUGCGGCAGAUUGUGAGGCGCUACGCUCUUGCAAGAGACGGGAUAAGACAGGCGAUGGCAAAGAUUACUACUCCUGGUUGACUGAUCUACAUUUAUAUGUAUUAAGAAAAACAUUCCAUAUAGUGUCACUGAUAGGAAUGUAAAAGGGAAGGAAAGAGCUGUGACGAUGAAAUGUUGUAUGUGAAUCUGGGUUACGGCUAUUACAAUUACAGGAAAGCAUCUCACAGCUUAGGUCUGUUCAAGUCAUGUACAAGAACUAAAAGGAGGUAUUUUUUUUAAAGUUUGGAAGCAAAUGAAUGCAUCUCCCUGUUGAAACUCAUGCUGCUUGGUAAAGAUAUUUAUAGUUGUUACAAACACUCAUUUUUUGUAGUGCAAGUCAUGUUAGGGAAUAUCUGGCAUCAUUUAUAUUGUGUUUUUUAACACUGGCACUUUAUUGAACCUGUGAAAUUGGUUUUAAAACAGUGUAUUUUCAUCUUAUGACCUAAU